AUGCUCAGUGUCAUCACGAGAAGCAUACGACCUCGCGUGUAUAGGCUUCCACCCGCACUCUACCUCCAGCGGCAAUUUCGUACUACUCACCCGGUAAAGAUUCACCAAAUACUUGAACAAUUUGUCGAUGAACUUAAAGAUGACAAUGAGAACGACAAUAAAAGAAAACAAAGUAACAACAGCAACAACGACAAGGAGUCCGCUUUUGACCGAUUCAAAUCUUUCAUCACCAAAUGCCUCGAAACUAUCGGGAUAACCAUUUCAUCAGUUGGGGUCUUGGGAUUGGCUGGAUUCUUGUACCAUCGAUUUUAUAAUGAUCAUGUAUUAUCGAAAAUGAAUCAAGCUUUCGAAAAAGGUGACCCUUCUGCUCAGAUAAAGAUGCACACAAGAACACACGAUGAUAGUAAUGACCAUUUCAUUAAUGCUCAUUGGGUUGAACGACCACAACAGAAAUUACUUGACGAAAUCGUUGCCGGCAAGAUCAUUGGUCGUUAUUUUCUCAUUAUUGGGGAAAAGGGCACUGGUAAAACGUCAUUGAUUAUGGAAGCAAUGAAGAAAGUUGAUGGGUACAAUGUAACCAUCUUUGAUGCACAUGCGGAUCCAGAGAUUUUCCGUAUUCGAUUGGGGAAAGCAUUGAAUUUUACCUUUAAUGAAGAUUACAUUGGUUCAUUAUUUUCAAUAAGAGGACCAAGAGACACUACAGCUCUUUUAGAUAUUGAGCGAGCGUUUGGUAAAUUAGAAGAAUUGGCGAUUCAACGAGUAGGCAAGAUUAGACGACCAUUAAUCAUGAUUAUCAAUAAUGCUCAUUUGAUAAAGGAGAAUGAAGAAGGGGUUAAAUUGUUGGAAUUGUUGCAGCAAAAAGCCGAAUCUCUUAGUGGCCUGGGGUUGCUCACAAUGAUAUUCAAUAGUGACGAUUAUUGGGUUUAUGAAAAAUUAAAACAAUUGGGCACCCGGUUGGAGCUAAUCAAUGUACGUGAUUUUAAUCGAUAUGAGACUGUUAAUGCACUUAAAUUCAUUCGUCACCGGUAUUUUCCACUGGACAAAGUCUUGAAAGAUGACAUGUGUAAUGCAGUGUACGAUUUAAUCGGUGGCCGACCACAACAUAUCACUCAAGUGGCUCGUCAUAAUGACAUUAUAAAAGCAUGUCAUGAGAUUAUUGAUCGUGAGAAAACGUGGUUUCUCAAUCAAUGUGGAUUGCUAGGCCUGGAUAUGGAUGAUGAUGUAAUGGAAAGUGGGAAAUUUUCCAGCAGUGCCAUGCUACUUAUGAGAGAAUUUGUCGAAAUGGACCGCAGUAGGAUGAAUACAUUGAUUACAAGUGAGAAAUCUCGAGAUUUCACCGAACACCACCUACCGGAAUUACCACUUUGGCGAGCGCGCCAAAUUAUGACACGUGCUGACUACAUUCAACGAUACGAUAAUUUAAACAUCUUUACAAUCGACUCAGAGUCUCGAGUUAGGGCAGACUCCGUACCCAUGAUGAGAGCAUUUCACGAAAUUGCAUCUCAGCCGCAUUUCGAUGAAUUAUUAGCCGACACUAUGGAUCGAGUUGGUGAUAUUGAAUCGUUGGGAAGAACGAGGGAAAUUGUAUUGAAAGAUUUGAGUUUGGGUAGUAGGUAUAUUUUGCAACGAAAUAAUGGUGAUGAAGUGUGCAUGACUAUGAUCAAAUCCCCCAAAGAGGCCGAUUUACACGGAGACUUUGACGAGUUCAAUGAAGAAGCAGAGCACAAAACUAGUGUUGAAAUGGGCAAUAUGGAAGAUCACGAUGGAGAACAUGUUGAUGAAGAUGACUUGUAUUUGGAAGAAAUUAAUCGCAAAGAUUCACGGAAAUGGUGGAAAAAGAGGAUGCAAAAAUUUGAUCAAUUGUAUUUGCCUGAAAAGUAUCGACAUGGUCAUGAAGAUGACUUGGAUUUGAAUCGAGUUGAUGAGAAAUGA
This is a messenger RNA of Lodderomyces parapsilosis, 1932 nucleotides long. RefSeq lists its product as uncharacterized. Bases 1 to 1932 code for a protein of 643 amino acids. NCBI's taxonomy places the organism in Eukaryota, Fungi, Ascomycota, Pichiomycetes, Serinales, Debaryomycetaceae. The transcript has a single exon. The record is from RefSeq and is a predicted model, not a curated record.